This is a messenger RNA of Coprinopsis cinerea okayama7#130, 1236 nucleotides long. RefSeq lists its product as hypothetical. The coding region runs from base 1 to 1236 and encodes 411 amino acids. The transcript has a single exon. The record is from RefSeq and is a predicted model, not a curated record. Lineage: Eukaryota; Fungi; Basidiomycota; Agaricomycetes; Agaricales; Psathyrellaceae.
AUGUAUUUUAGACUUUGCGAGAUGCUAACCACUGAUGAAGGGUCGUCCUCGGAUGGGGACGGGGACGAUGGCGUUGGAGGGGGCCAGUGGACGCAUGACAUCGGAAUCCGGUCGUUCCUCAUCUUUGUGAAGAGGUUGCUCAUACGAUCGAGGCCUACCCCUUUGCAUAUCUCUCUAUUGUUUCCCGGCACCUACACGCCCAAGACUGCCCUUGUCGCGACAGCAAAAGCAUUGCGUCCACUCAUCACGAAGGAGGCUAAUCGGCUGACGACGCUGGACGUGGAGACCUUGGAUAUGAGGUUUAUACGAAUGGGUGUUAGCCUACCCCUCCUUCGCUCGCUACUUUGUAGUAACGCUUUCUUCCCGUUGGAGAGCGCCUUGCACACGCCCAGCCUUAACAAGUUAAUCCUUCUCAACCCCAUACCUGGUUCAUGCCUGGCCGACCCCCGCCUUCAACUGUCCAACCUCACGGAGAUGUGUUUCUUCCAGAAUAGUCGCCACGGGAGCGGAUGUGGUCUCGACUCACUCGAUCUUCUGGCCUCCCUCCGCCAUACACCAAACCUCGCUGUUCUUCGAAUUACGCCAGCGUCAAAAUUCAUGUGGGGUGGGGGAUCGGAGGACAAGAGGUCGGUCCCGUUGGCGAAUUUAAAGACACUGGAGGCAAAUGGAGUACAUUCGUCCUUCAUUUGUGCGCUUGAUACCCCGAAUUUGGAGAACCUUGAUGUUUUCAUCCACAAGGGAUCUAUCGAUCAAGCCCUGGCAGGUGCACGGAGAGUGACGAGCUCGCUCACAGAGUUCCUCCAACACACGCCCAAGCUCAAAUGCCUCCGAUUCGGAUACUCGAACCAUUAUCAGUUUCUCGACCUGCAUCGCCCCAUCACCGACUAUCGUUUCUUGGUGUCGCAGGAGUUGCAACCCUCUGAUUUUGGGAAGAUACACCAAGAGCUCAAGGAGAACUUCAGACGACAUUCGGCGAAAUAUAGCAAUUUUCUGUGCGAUGUCGUGAAUUUUAGGAGGUUUACAAAGUCUAGGUGGCCCGAAUGUGGCUUUGUUGAGGAUUUAGUAGGGUGGAUUGAGGAGAACUCGAGGGUGAUGGAGCCGGAUGGGACAACUCGAGGCUUACAGUCCGCGCUGGAUGAUCAUACUGUGCUUGAGAUCAUCCGGUUUCUUGCGCUUGAGGAAAUUCCGGGCACUAGAAAAUUUGUUCUUCAGGUUACCCAAGGGUAUUUAGUGUAG